Molecule: messenger RNA, 1279 nt
Organism: Toxorhynchites rutilus septentrionalis
Lineage: Eukaryota; Metazoa; Arthropoda; Insecta; Diptera; Culicidae
Product: AH receptor-interacting protein
Exons: 2
Coding region: 174-1130 (318 amino acids)
Molecular function (GO): protein binding; peptidyl-prolyl cis-trans isomerase activity
Source: RefSeq, a predicted model, not a curated record
GUAAACAAACCACUGUCAAAACUCUACCGAAAACAUUUUUUUUUCUCCUCUGCGUAUCGCACCUGUCCAGAUCCAGCGCUGUGCAUCGCAUUUGUAUUCAGGUGUUUGUCCAUUCUUUCUAAGGUCAUCAGUGUGACCUAGUUAGUCAUCCCUCUAGUGCAGCGUACGAAAGUAUGGAUCCAACGAUGGAUGAGGCGAAAAUUGUUAAGGAAACCCUUCACGCGGGCAGCAAAGUGGUACCGUUCCGGGACGGGGCCAAAAUCAGCUUUCACUAUCAGACGCGUAAGCUGGACGGAACGGUGAUUGACGACAGCCGGAAGCAAAAGAAACCCAUGGAGCUGGUGCUGGGUAAGAAGUUUAAGUUUGAAGUGUGGGAAGUGUGCGUUCAGAAGAUGGCCCUCCACGAGGUGGCCAAGUUUCGGGUGGACAAAUCGCUGGUGCAGCAGUAUCCGUUCGUAUCGAAGACGAUACGGGACGCGCAGAAGCCCUCGGAUCAGCGCAAGCACUGCUGCGGGAUGACAAUUCAGAACGAGGGCAUCGGAUACAAGGACUUGGAUGAGUUAUUCAACAGUCCGCAAGAUUUGGAAUUUGUGCUGGAGAUAGUUUCAAUUGAGAGUCCUGAGGAGUACGAGAAGGAAUCGUGGCAGUUGAAUGACGAGGAGAAGGUGGAGCAGAUUAAGAAACUGAGGGAAAAGGGGAAUGAUUGUUAUGCCAGGAAGGAUUUUUCUGGUGCAACGGAGGCCUACUCCUUUGCGGCAGGGCUUGUGGAACAGCUGAUGUUAAAGGAAAAACCAAACGACACGGAAUGGCUGGAAUUAGCUGAACUAAAGAUUCCCCUCCUACUCAACUACUCUCAAUGCAAAUUACUCGAUAAGGAUUACUAUGCAGUGAUACAACACUGCAGCGAGGUGCUGGACAAAUACGAUAAAGACAAUGUGAAGGCGCUCUUUCGAAGGGCGAAAGCACACAUCGGAGCGUGGAAUCCAGAUAAAGCGAAGGAAGAUUUUCAGCGAGCAGCAGAACUAGAUCCGGCGUUAGCGCCGUCUGUGGCUAAGGAGUUGAAAGCUCUCCAGGAACUGAUACGAAUUAAGGAUGUUGAGGAUAAGUUGAAAUUUCAAAAGAUGUUCUAAAUGUACGCGUUCCAGUAAUGCUUAAUGUUGUAUGAAUCAUGAUAACUACUAUUCACUACUAGAAUAUUUGUGAGCAAUCGGUAUGUUGUAAAAUAGUUAAUUGUAUGGAUGUAAAGCCAGUGGCCAUAACCAAUUACUCACAUGAGUUU